AUGGUUAACGUGGUCUUAGGGUCACAAUGGGGUGACGAAGGCAAAGGCAAACUGGUGGACCUGUUGGUUGGCAAAUACGACAUCGUGGCCAGAGCCGCUGGCGGGAACAACGCGGGCCAUACGAUCGUGGUCAAAGGCGUGAAGUACGACUUCCACAUGCUGCCAUCCGGGCUGGUUAACCCCAACUGCCAGAACUUAAUCGGUAACGGUGUUGUGAUGCACGUGCCGUCGUUUUUCGCGGAGCUGGAGCAGCUGGAGGCCAAGGGCCUGACAGACGCGCGCGAGCGCCUGUUCAUCUCGUCGCGUGCGCACCUGGUGUUCGACUUCCACCAGCGCACUGACAAGCUGCGCGAGGCCGAGCUUUCUGGCGCCUCCACGGACGGCAAGAACAUCGGAACCACGGGCAAGGGUAUCGGCCCCACCUACGCGACCAAGGCUUCGCGUUCGGGCCUGCGUGUACACCACCUGGUCAACGACGAGCCCGGCGCGUGGGAGGAGUUCGAGACUAAGUACCGCCGUCUGGUGCAGACCCGUCAGCAGCGUUACGGUGACUUCGAGUACGAUGCUGACGCCGAGCUAGCGCGCUACAAGAAGUACCGCGAGGAGCUCAAGCCCUUCGUUGUCGACUCCGUCGUUUUCAUGCACAACGCCAUCCGCGACAACAAGAAGAUCCUUGUCGAGGGCGCCAACGCUCUGAUGCUCGACAUCGACUUUGGUACCUACCCAUACGUGACUUCCUCGAACACGGGUAUCGGCGGUGUCUGUACGGGUCUAGGUCUUCCUCCUCGCGUCAUCGACGAGGUCUACGGUGUUGUUAAGGCCUACACCACCCGUGUCGGCGAAGGUCCAUUCCCUACCGAGCAGCUCAACGAGUCUGGUGAGAAGCUGCAAAACAUUGGUGCCGAAUUCGGUGUUACCACAGGCCGUAAGCGUCGUUGUGGUUGGCUAGAUCUGGUGGUUUUGAAAUACUCCACCCUCAUCAACGGUUACACAAGCUUAAACAUCACCAAGCUCGACGUCUUGGAUACCUUCAAGGAGAUCCCCGUCGGUGUAUCAUACACCCUCAGAGGCAAGAAGCUUGAUUUGUUCCCAGAAGACCUAAAUGUCUUGGGGAAGGUCGACGUGGAAUACGUCACCUUGCCAGGUUGGGAGCAGGACAUUACCAAGAUCACCGAGUAUGAGGACUUGCCUGAAAAUGCCAAGAAAUACCUGAAGUUUAUUGAAGACUUUGUUGGUGUUCCUAUUGAAUGGGUCGGUACCGGUCCCGCCCGUGAGAGCAUGGUGUAUAAGCAAGUCUCCAAAUAA
This is a messenger RNA of Lachancea thermotolerans CBS 6340, 1305 nucleotides long. RefSeq names its product adenylosuccinate synthase (gene ADE12). The coding region runs from base 1 to 1305 and encodes 434 amino acids. NCBI's taxonomy places the organism in Eukaryota, Fungi, Ascomycota, Saccharomycetes, Saccharomycetales, Saccharomycetaceae. The record is from RefSeq and is a predicted model, not a curated record. Gene Ontology annotation, molecular function: adenylosuccinate synthase activity; GTP binding. Gene Ontology annotation, biological process: 'de novo' AMP biosynthetic process; IMP metabolic process. Gene Ontology annotation, cellular component: cytoplasm. The transcript has a single exon.